AUGGCCAAACAAAAGAAGAAGGGCCAGUCCGGCCAAGCGAAGAACUAUAUCACUCGAACUCAAGCUGUGCGCAAACUGCAGAUAUCCCUCCCCGAUUUUCGACGGCUCUGCAUUUUCAAGGGCAUCUACCCUCGCGAACCUCGAAAUAUCAAGAAAGCAAGCAAAUCCGCCACUCACUCGACUACCUUCUACUACACCAAAGACAUUCAAUACCUCCUCCACGAACCCUUACUAGCCAAGUUUCGUGAACAAAAGGCCCUUGAGAAGAAAAUUGCCAGGUCGCUAGGUCGCAAUGAAGUGCAAGAUGCUGUUCGGCUGGAGAAGCAUGGCAUGCCCAAAAUAAAAUUGGAUCAUAUCGUGCGAGAACGGUACCCCACAUUUGUUGAUGCCCUACGAGACCUCGACGAUGCGCUGUCUUUGCUGUCUCUGUUCGCAAACCUACCGUCGACCACCGAAGUACCUGCCAAAGUCAUUUCGCGCUGUCAACGCCUCUGCCACGAGUUUGAACAUUACUUGAUCGCCACCAAUUCCUUACGGAAGUCCUUCUUGUCCAUAAAGGGCAUCUACUACCAAGCAACAAUCCAGGGUCAGGACAUAAUGUGGUUGGUGCCGUACAAAUUUGUGCAGCGGGUGACACAAGAUGUGGAUUACAGGAUUAUGGGCACCUUUGUGGAAUUCUACUGCACACUUCUGGGCUUCGUCAACUACAGGCUUUACACUUCCAUCGGCCUCGUCUACCCACCCAAAUUCGACGUGGUGUCCGACGAGCGAGGAGCAGAGCUAGCUGCGUUCACCCUAGAGGGCCGUGGGAUUGGUGGAGGAGUUGACCAACAAGAUGAGCAGAAAACUUUGACCAAUGGUCAUGCACAAAAUGGGAACACAGAGGCGAUCCAGGCCCAAAUAGACAAGAUUGCCCAAGAAACUCCGGCUCAAGAAGAUGUCAAGCAGGAUGAGCCAGCCGAGGAGCAAGCGCACACUGACGCCAUUGACACUUUUACUCCCGCUGCACCAGAAGGUGAUAUCCUACCGCAGCCUGACCUGACCGGCGAUGAAGCAGCGCACUUGUUCGCGGAUUUCACAUUUUUCAUUUCCCGGGAAGCCCCUCGCCACUCCAUCGAGUUCUUACUGAGAGCGUUUGGCUGCAAACGAGUGGGAUGGGAUGCUGUACUAGGCGAAGGUGCAUUUACUCAUGAUGAAAAAGACCCCAGGAUCACACAUCAAAUUGUGGAUAGGCCUGCCCCGUCGCAACCACUUCCCUCGAUGCAGGGCCAAGAAGGUCCGAAAGAUCAGAGCCUGCAGGCCGUCAAACCGGGGUAUAUCAUGCCUGGCAGAAUCUAUAUCCAACCACAAUGGAUUUGGGAUUGUGUAAACGAGGGCAAGUUACUGCGGACUGAUCUAUAUGCCCCCGGAGAGACGCUCCCUCCUCACUUGAGCCCAUGGGUCAAGCCUGUUAGCGGCCAAUAUGAUCCAAGGGCGACGUUAGAAGAGCAGGAGCUCGAAGGCGAGGCUGACGCAGCCGCUAUUGUGGAGAGUGAAGAUGAGGAAGUACAAGAAGAGACGACACAACAUACUGUCCAGGAACAAGAAACAGACGGAGAGGACGACGAUAAUGACGAAGACGAUGAAAUAGAUGCACAUGGCAUGGAUGUAGCGCCCUCAGAUGACGAAUCAGAAGAGCAAGAUGAAGAUGAGGCAGACACUUUUGGCGGCUUCGACGAUGCUGUCUCAGAGGAGUCUGAACUAGACGAGGACGCUCAACACCAGAAAGAACUUGAAGCAGAAGCAGCCGGGCGACCUGUCAAGUCGAGUUCGAAUGGAGCAGAUCAAAAGGUCAAGGCCCUCAAAGCCCGGCAGACGGAACGAUCUCGAAAAGAGGAGGAGAUUGAACGUCAAAAGAUGAUGAUGAGUAACAAGAAGCGCAAGCUGUACGAGAAGAUGCAAUACUCCAACAGCAAACGGGAUGAGGAGGCCGAGAAAUUGCGAAGGAAGCGGAGGAAGCUCGAAAAGGCUGGGAAAAGAUGA
This is a messenger RNA of Fonsecaea multimorphosa CBS 102226, 2022 nucleotides long. RefSeq lists its product as uncharacterized. Gene Ontology annotation, cellular component: PeBoW complex; nucleolus. Lineage: Eukaryota; Fungi; Ascomycota; Eurotiomycetes; Chaetothyriales; Herpotrichiellaceae. Gene Ontology annotation, molecular function: RNA binding. The record is from RefSeq and is a predicted model, not a curated record. The coding region runs from base 1 to 2022 and encodes 673 amino acids. Gene Ontology annotation, biological process: ribosome biogenesis; maturation of LSU-rRNA from tricistronic rRNA transcript (SSU-rRNA, 5.8S rRNA, LSU-rRNA). The transcript has a single exon.